GAGAGAUUCCAGCUGCUGGUUUGCUCCCCAAAUGGCCACAAUAGCCUAGGUUGGGCCAGACCAAAGCCAGGUGCCUAUAACUCCACUCAGGUUUCCCACUUGAGUGCAGGGACCCAAGCACCUCGGCCAUCUCCUGUUGGUUUUCCAGGUGACUUAGCAUGGAGCUGGAUCAGAAGUGAAGCAGCAGGACUUGAACUGGUGCCCAUCUGGGACUCUGGCACUGCAGGUGGCAGCUUAACUCACUGCACUGACAUUUGCUCUUGACCUGCUGUCCAUAAACACUUUGAAUUUCAUUCUUUUUUAUCUCUAUUCUCCUCUGUGUAUUUUCAAAUAGCCUGUCUUCUAGCUCACUAGUUGUUUCUUCUGUUUGAUCUGUUCCACUACUGAUGCCUUCUAUCCUGUUUUCACGUUGAAUCCAUGUACUUUUCAGCUGAAAGGUUAAGAGUGAGCAAGGGGGGUCCAGUGUAGGAAGGAAAUGGAGAUUACAAGGAGGAAUAGAAUACCGUGGAUUUGGAAAGUCUGAUGGGAGAGGUGGGGAUAGGAGCAGAUCAGAACCUGGGUCUCCAAGGAGCUUCCUGGGCCUGGGGAGUUCAGUGGCGGGUAGGGGGGUAGGAGGCCUUCUCCUUCACCUGCCAGGCCUCUCCACUUCCCACCUGGGGAGUGCAGGGGGAGGGAAAAGCCCUUUGUAGCUGCCAUGAGCUGAGCUACCCUGGCCCCUCCCUGUACCCUCUGGUAGCUCAGUCAACAAACAGGCUGGCUCAGGGCAGAGGACAAAGGCUGGUCUAGAGCUCCUUUAUAAAGGCACGGCCGGCCUGGUUGGGCAAGGAGAGGGUGGUGAGAGAGCCCUGGCUGGUGCCAGCUGCCUGGGUUGGUGGAGGCACCAGGUGUUGCCACUGGAUUGCAGUGAGCAACGAGGCAGCCAUGGGGCUCCUGUCGGGAGAGGCACUGGCGCCCCUGGCUGUGGCUGUGGCCAUCUUCCUGCUCCUCGUGGACCUGAUGCACAGGCGCCCACGCUGGGCUGCCCGCUACCCGCCGGGCCCCGUGGGAAUACCUGGCCUGGGCAACCUGCUGCAGGUGGACUUCCGAGGCAUCCCGAACUGCUUCCGUCAGCUGCGGCACCGCUAUGGGGACGUGUUCAGCCUGCAGCUGGCCUGUACACCUGUGGUUGUGCUCAACGGGCCGGCGGUGAUGCGGGAGGCGCUGGUGACUUGCGGCGAGGACACCGCGGACCGCCCUUACUCACACUCUUCGGAACACCUGGGCUUUGGGCCCCACGCGCAAGGGGUCAUCAUGGCACACUAUGGACCAGCGUGGCGUGAGCAGCGCCGCUUCUCCGUGUCCACGCUGCGCAACUUCGGCCUGGGCAAGAAGUCACUGGAGCAGUGGGUGACCGAGGAGGCCGCCUGCCUCUGCGCCGCCUUCACCGACCAUGCCGGACGCCCCUUUAGCCCCAUCGUGCUGCUGAACAAAGCCGUUGGCAACGUGAUCACCUCACUCACCUUUGGGUGCCGCUUUGAGUACAACGACCAUCACUUAACCAAGCUGAUAGAUCUGAUACAGACCAUGGUGGAGGAGUCAGCGGGGAUCUUGCCACUGGUGCUGAACGUGGUCCCCAUGCUCCUGCGCAUCCCGGGCUUGGUGGACAAGGUCUUCCGUGGGCAGAAGGCUUUCAUGGCUCUGCUGGAUAAGCUGGUGAGCGAGCACCGCAUGACACGGGACCCAGCCCAGCCUCCCCGGGACCUGACGGACAGCUUCCUGGCUCAGGUGGAGAAGGCCAAGGGAAACCCUGAGAGCAGCUUUAACGAUGACAACCUGCACUUGGUGGUCGCUGACCUGUUUGCUGCUGGCAUGUUCACCACAUCGAUCACACUGUCCUGGGCCCUCCUGCUCAUGAUCCUGCACCCGGAUGUGCAGCGCCAGGUCCAGCAGGAGAUCGAUGAGGUCAUAGGGCCGGCGCGGCGACCAGAGAUGGGGGACCAGGCCCGCAUGCCCUAUACCACCGCCGUGGUUCACGAGGUGCAGCGCUUCGCGGACAUCAUCCCACUGGGGGUGCCUCACCAGACAUCGCGGGACGUUGAGGUGCAGGGCUUCCUCAUCCCCAAGGAACCAGUGCCUGCAGGGACCGGUGGCAUCAGGGGUGCCAUGGCAGGUGUCACACUUGGCUCUGACAUGGAUGAGCAGUCCUUGGGCUCAGGGCUCCUUGAAAGAGUCCAGGGGACAGUGCUGUUCACCAACCUGUCAUCGGUGCUGAAGGACGAGGCCGUCUGGGAGAAGCCCUUCCGCUUCCACCCGGGACACUUCCUGGACGCCCAGGGCCGCUUCGUGAAGCAGGAGGCCUUCAUGCCUUUCUCCGCAGGCCGCCGCGCGUGCCUCGGGGAGCCCCUGGCCCGCAUGGAGCUCUUCCUCUUCUUCACCUGCCUGCUGCAGCGCUUCAGCUUCUCGGUGCCCGCGGGACAGCCCCAGCCCAGCGACCAAGGGGUCCCUGGUUUCCUGGUGACCCCAGCCCCCUACCAGCUGUGUGCUGUGACCCACUAGAGGAGGGCAUCGAGUCCCCAGCCCACCCUCAGCAGGGCCAUGAUGCACAAUAAAGCAGUCUCCUGUC
Messenger RNA from Lepus europaeus (European hare), 2602 nucleotides. RefSeq names its product cytochrome P450 2D17-like. The record is from RefSeq and is a predicted model, not a curated record. Gene Ontology annotation, molecular function: oxidoreductase activity, acting on paired donors, with incorporation or reduction of molecular oxygen, reduced flavin or flavoprotein as one donor, and incorporation of one atom of oxygen; heme binding; iron ion binding. Lineage: Eukaryota; Metazoa; Chordata; Mammalia; Lagomorpha; Leporidae. Gene Ontology annotation, biological process: xenobiotic metabolic process; arachidonate metabolic process. The transcript is spliced from 10 exons. The coding region runs from base 922 to 2535 and encodes 537 amino acids. Gene Ontology annotation, cellular component: intracellular membrane-bounded organelle; cytoplasm.